Molecule: messenger RNA, 2103 nt
Organism: Marmota flaviventris (yellow-bellied marmot)
Lineage: Eukaryota; Metazoa; Chordata; Mammalia; Rodentia; Sciuridae
Gene: Kirrel2
Product: kirre like nephrin family adhesion molecule 2
Biological process (GO): cell-cell adhesion
Cellular component (GO): plasma membrane; cell-cell junction
Molecular function (GO): cell adhesion molecule binding
Source: RefSeq, a predicted model, not a curated record
AUGCUGGUCCCCGCCCUCCUCGUCCUCCUCUUCUGCUUUAGAGGGCGUGCAGGCCGGUCGCCCCAUUUCCUGCAACAGCCUGAGGACCUGGUGGUGCUGCUGGGGGAGGAAGCCCGGUUGCCCUGUGUUCUGGGCGCAUACAGGGGUCUCGUUCAGUGGACUAAGGAUGGGCUGGCUCUAGGGGGAGAAAGGGACCUGCCAGGGUGGUCUCGGUACUGGAUAUCUGGGAAUGCAGCCAGUGGCCAACAUGACCUCCACAUUAGGCCAGUGGAGCUAGAGGAUGAAGCAUCGUAUGAAUGUCAGGCUACACAAGCAGGUCUUCGAUCACGACCAGCCCAACUGCACGUACUGGUGCCCCCAGAAGCCCCCCAGGUGCUGGGCGGCCCCUCUGUGUCUCUGGUUGUUGGAGUUCCUGCAAAUCUGACCUGUCAGAGCCAUGGAGAUGCCCGCCCCAUCCCUGAGCUGCUAUGGUUUCGAGAUGGUGUCCGGUUGGAGGGGACCACCUUCCACCAGAACCUGCUGAAGGAAGGAACCACUGGGUCAGUGGAGAGCACCUUAUUCUUGACCCCUUCCAGCCAUGAUGAUGGAGCCACCUUAGUCUGCCGAGCCAGGAGCCAGGCCUUGCCUACAGGGAGAGAUACAGCUAUCACACUGAGCCUGCAGUACCCCCCAGUGGUGACUCUGUCUGCUGAGCCACAGACUGUGCAGGAGGGAGAGAAGGUCACUUUCCUGUGUCAGGCUACAGCCCAACCUCCUGUCACCGGCUACAGGUGGGCAAAGGGAGGUUCUCCGGUGCUUGGGGCCCGAGGACCAAGGUUGGAGGUGGUGGCCGACGCCUCAUUCCUGACCGAGCCAGUGUCCUGCGAGGUCAGCAACGCCGUGGGAAGCGCCAACCGCAGCACCGCGCUGGACGUGCUGUUUGGGCCGAUUCUGAAGGCAAAGCCAGAACCCAUGUCCGUGGACGUGGGGGAGGACGCCUCCUUCAGCUGUGCCUGGCGCGGGAACCCCCUCCCACGGGUAACCUGGACCCGCCGCGGGGGAGCGCAGGUGCUGAGCUCUGGGCCCACGCUGCGUCUUCAGUCGGUUGGACCCGAGGAUGCAGGCGACUAUCUGUGCCGGGCUGAGCCGGGGCUGUUGGGCCUGGGGGGCGGCACAGCCGAGGCUAGGCUGACCGUGAAUGCUCCCCCGGUAGUGAUGGCCCUGCACUCUGCACCCGCCUUCCUCAGGGGCCCUGCUCGCCUCCAGUGUCUAGUGUUUUCCUCUCCAGCCCCAGAAGCUGUGGUUUGGUCUUGGGAUGAAGGCUUCUUAGAGGCAGGGUCAAGAGGCAGGUUCCUGGUGGAGACCUUCCCAGCCCCAGAGAGCUACCGGGGACAAGGUCCAGGCUUGAUCUCUGUGCUGCACAUUUCCGGGACCCAGGAGUCCGACUUCAGCAGUGGCUUCAACUGCAGUGCCCGAAACCGACUGGGUGAGGGAGGCACCCGGAUCCGCCUGGGUCGUAGAGACUUGCUGCCUACUGUGCAGUUGGUGGCUGGGGUAGCUGCUACAGCCACAACCAUCCUUAUUGUCAUUACUGGGGUGGCCCUCUGCUGCUGGCGCCACACCUCUUUCUCCAAGCAAAAGAACUUGGUGCGAAUCCCAGGAAGCAGUGAUGGCUCCAGUUCAAGGGGCCCAGAGGAGGAGACAGGCAGCGGUGAGGUACAGGGCCCCAUUGUGCACACAGACCAUAGUGACCUAGUUCUGGAUGAGGAAGGGGCGCUGGACACCAAGGACCCAACCAACGGUUACUACAAGGUGCGAGGGGUCAGUGUGAGCCUGAGCCUUGGUGAAGCUCCAGGAGGAGGCCUCUUCCUGCCACCCUCCUCCCCCCUUGGACUUCCAGGGACCCCUACCUUCUAUGACUUCAACCCACACCUGGACAUGGUUCCCCCCUGCAGACUGUACAGAGCCCGGGCAGGUUAUCUCACCACACCUCAUCCCCGAGCUUUCACCAACUACAUCAAACCCACACCCUUUGGACCCCCAGAGCUGGCGUCCGGGACUCCCCCCUUCCCGUAUGCUGCCUUCCCCAUGCCAAGCCACCCACGUCUCCAGACUCAUGUGUGA